GUAUCGACACUGAGAAAUCAACAAAAUUUGCAAGAGGAAAAACAUCAUUCUUUAGUUACUGAAGAAGAAAACAGGACAUAAUAUGAUAUAGACAACCCUAGCAUGACUUACAUUAUGGUAACAUAGGCAUUUCAAAAACAAAACAAACAACUUAAACUUUCUAUAAGAUUCAGACUUCUAAAAAUCAAUUUGAACAAAAAUUGGUUAAUAUACAUGUACAUGUAUCAGUAAGUAUGAAAUUUGGAAAAAAGAAGGCUGGGGGACAAGAGAAACAAACCCAGGAACAAAUUGAUCAAUCCCUUCCAUUAACACAAAAUGGGCACAAGCAGAACACUAAUGGGGAUGCAACCAUUAGUAAUGGAGAACCUACCCAUACUAAUGGAGACAUUGAUAUAAUCGACGGGGAAGAUUGCGAAGAUGGAGUUAAAAUUAUCAAAAAAACGAAAAGCGGGCUUGUCCAUGCUGAUGACCAUGUGGCUCCAGAUGGAGGAUACGGCUGGCUGGUUAUGUUCACAAGCUUCUGGGUGAAUGGAACAAUCUUUGGUAUACUAAACACUUUUGGAGUGCUUUAUGUUCGGAUGUUAAAAGAUUUCAGCAAUGGGAGUGAAGACAUGGCUUUCAAAACAUCCUGGGUUGGUUCGUUGUAUAUAGGAAUGACAUUUGGGAUGUCGCCUGUGGCUAGCAUUUUAACAGACAGACUUGGGAUUCGGAAAACCGCAAUCCUUGGUGGAAUAAUAGCAACAUCUGGAAUGUUAGCGAGCUCGUUUAUCCGCCAAUUAGAAUGGCUGUAUCUGACUUAUGGAAUACUGCUGGGAUUUGGUUCCUCCCUUGUAUAUACGCCAUCAAUGGUCAUCCUGGGCCACUAUUUUAGAAAACGAUUAGGAAUCGUGAAUGGGAUCGUCUGCUUUGGAAGUAGCGUUUUUACGAUCGCAUUGCCGUUUAUUGAAAAUUAUCUCUUAGACACUAUUGGCUUAGCAAACACUAUGCGUGUAUUAGCUGGUUUAAUGGCUACUUUAAUACUCUGUGGUAUAUCAUUCAUACCAAUGUACACAAAUCGCCAUGAAGAACUAGAUCAUUAUCUAUCUACAGCCAGUUUAGCAGAUACUGUACAAGGUUGUUGUACGUGGGUCAAGAAAUUCCUGAAUGUAUCAAUCUGGAAAAACUUUGGCUACGUCAUGUGGGUGGUAUCUGUUCCAGUGGCGCUGUUUGGGUAUUUCAUUCCAUUUGUGCAUUUGGUGAAACAUACAGGAGACAUCUUCCCUGAUUUUGAUGGUGGAAUAUUAGUCAUGUGUCUCGGGGCGACAUCUGGUGUUGGGCGCCUCUUGUUUGGCAAAUUAGCGGAUCUCCCAAAAUGCAACAGGGUUCGAAUGCAGCAAAUAGGUCUCGCCAUAAUGGGUGUCUCAACCACCUGUAUUCCCUUUGCUGGACAUUGGGGAGGGUUGAUUGCAAUAGUUUUGGUGCUAGGUAUAUUUGAUGGGUGUUUUGUUUGUCUGCUAGGGCCAAUUGCAUUUGAUAUCCUAGGGCCGAAAGGUGCUUCCCAGGGACUUGGUUUCCUGCUUGGAUUAUUCUCAAUCCCUAUGACUGUUGGACCUCCUGUUGCAGGACUGCUGUAUGACCACAUGCACACGUAUCGUAUUGCAUUCCAUAUUGCUGGAGCGCCACCUUUAAUUGGAGCUCUCCUGAUGUUCCUCAUUCCCAGAGUGAGACAGCAUUUUCCCGCAGUAUCAGAAGUAGAAGAUAUAGCUGCCAUGAACAUGGAGAACUUGGAUGAGAAAAAAGUUGGUGAGAAAACGAGUGAAUAUUUCAUAGAACUAAACAGAAAAUGGCGAGAAUCAAACAGAAACUUAGAUGAAAACAGUCUCAGUGGUUCCUGUGCCUUACUGCCAAUUGCCAAUCAAAAUGGCAAAAUAUCAAAAAGUGUCGACUUUAAAGAUUUACAUAUACUGAGGCUGAAAAAUGAAGGGCCCCAUUUGACUAGGAGUUUAAACUUCAAGGAUGUUGAUAUGGAUGCUAAGUCAAAGAAGGGCAAAGUAUUAAAAGAAGUGUAAUUUAUGGACUCCUACACAGUAGUGCUGAACAUUCCACACAGCAUUUGGAAUAUCACUCUGGUUAUGUUUUCACCUUCCAUUAUUAAGCUUGAAGAAAAUAAAGAAUUUUGCUUUUUCACUUUUUUAAAAAUGACAAAAUGAAGCUCUUUUUCAAAGUCUAAGGGAGGAAAAAGAAAAAAAGUGAAUUAUGAAACAAAAGUGUGAAAUACGAGAAAAUGUGACCAGAGUGGUAAUUUACACAUAAUUUCCUCAGAUUGAAAAGUGAAGUAUAUUUUCAGAGUGAUAAAAAUACACUUAAGAUGACUAAAGAAGCAAAAUGUUUGACAUAUCUGCCCAUGUCUGUGGGUACAUGAACUGUAUGGAAAAUUGUGCGCUGAGGUUUUAACUUAGUUACUGUAAAUUGGUUUAAUUUGACGGCUGUUUUAAAAUUUUGCGGAUUGGUAAAAACUGCCAAAUAGAAUCGUCGCCAUUUUUUUAAAUCCAAUUUUCUUUCAAUAAUUUGAUUGUAACCCCAUAUUUAUUACAUUUUAGCUCAUAUAUGAAGGUAAAACCUCCCUGUGUCACCCAAGAGUAACCUGG
This is a messenger RNA of Owenia fusiformis, 2627 nucleotides long. Lineage: Eukaryota; Metazoa; Annelida; Polychaeta; Sabellida; Oweniidae. The record is from the annotation of a GenBank genome assembly.